AUGAACUAUGCCAUUCGCUCGGGCAUUGCGAUUACGGCGACUUAUGCCAUGAACCAGUCGUCGCGUCUGUUGAAAAGUGUAGAUGGCAAAGAGCGGGAAGAGCUGCUAUUAUUGCAGCAACGACUGGAAAGCAAGAUCCAAGUCAUUUCACCUGCAAUUGACAUGAUUGAAUUGAUUGCUGCUCGGGGAAACACUUCACUGGAAUCUGCUGUUGCUCUCACAAAAUCUCUUCGCUGGGAUAUCCAAGCUCUUGGGCAACGGAUAGGCAAAGCAGCCGCAUCUGAAGAAAAACUGAAGAAAGGAUCCAAAUCUCCACAAGAUCGCUCCCAAAUCCAUGCAGAGAUCAAACACAUCGUCCAAGAUAUAAAGGCCUUGCUAGUCCGUAUCGAGGAUGCAGUACCGCUCAUGAACCUAGCCAUCACUACAUCAGGCGCCAAACUGUCGACCAAUUUACCAGCAACUGUGUCUCCUUCUCGACUUCUCCAGGCCAGCACAUUCCUUACUGCCGGAGAUACCCAAUAUUCGAUGUCACAGUCGCAGUCCCAGGCAGUCCAGAUAGGACCGACGUUUACACUGUCCAUGUACAUGUUGUUUGCCAGCCACUUGCGCCCCCACGACGAAGAAUCUAUGCGCGAAGCGACGUGGAAGGAAGUCAUGCACAAAGCAAAAUUGAAAGUGCGACGUGUGCCAAUGGACUUGUAUUACGAUCUUGGAGGCCAAGGACAACGGCCCCAGUUCCCCGGACAAGCUGGGAUCGAUGAAUACGCCUAUCAAGUUCUAAUCAUUGAGGACCUGGACGAUGGCCGAGUUCAUACUUUUGAGGACAAUGAACCUCAGCCACAGAGUUACGAGGGGUUGAUGACGGCAGGAAUUCGAGAGAUUCUGCCAAUUCAUCAGAUUUCUAAGAUCUUUUACGCCGAUACGGGCAAGAUUUUGAAUAUCAGUACCGAUGGAGAAACGAACAACCCGGUGCUCCUCCUGAAAAGAGAUUUGAACGCUCUGCCGCCACGGCGAAUGAUGGAACGCGAUGAUGUGGAAGAGGAACAUGAAGCAGCAGAGCAUGAGGAACCGGAAGACGAGGAGCAGGCUCAGCUUGACGCACAACUCAAUGGAGCCGGUGGUCCGACCAGCGCGAGCUUUAAUUCUUUGCACGAAGACUUCAUCCCUGAUGAAUGGCGUUUGCCGCCAGGGUUAGAUCCAGAAUGGAUUGCAUUUGAAGUUUACAACGAAGACUCCUCGUCCGACUCAGAAUCCGAAAUCGAAACAACCCAAACAUCCACCACCGACAACGCAGUGGAAAAGAUGGCCAAGCUAUCCAUAAAAGACAAACGACACACCUCUUCGCCGUCACCAUCCCCAUCCCCAUCCGCCCGAAAGAUUAUCUCCCACCAACCAUCCGCUGCCCCAGAAACAACAACAGUCUCCAACCCACUCUUCGAAAACAUCCGCACCUCGCUCUCCCUCCUGGAAACGCUCCUCCGGCUAACCUCCCUUCAACAAUUCCAGCAACAAUCCCACCUCUCCAUCAGCGACGAGCUCCUGAACUUCUUCCUAGAGGAAUCCUCCUCCACCGGCGCCGGCGGCGACGAGCAGCAUCGCCAGCGUCUCCGCUCCGAAGCCCGCCGUCGCGUGGGCUGGGACCCGUACGAUGAAAGCCCCGUCAAGCGCCGCGGUGAGGAUUACCAGUAUGGCUGGGUGCCUGGCAGUCCGUCCAGGUACCCGGAAGGAGGCGGUGAACUCUAUUCGCCUGGCGGAGGAUCUCCGGGCCUGAGGCUGCGCUCGCGGGAGAAUACGCCUGAGACACUGGGGCAGCAACAGCAGCGCGCUUCGCCGGGUAUGAAAUCGGAGCAGAGACGGCCUAGUGGGUUACGUGGUGUUACGCCUGCCUAUAGCGAUGACUCGGGAUUUAGGGAGGCGUCAUCGCCGCUAGCGAGGAAGUCGGGGUCUGUGUCCAAGGACAAGAAGGGCGCUGGAUCGGGAACGGCGGAGUAA
Molecule: messenger RNA, 1992 nt
Organism: Penicillium lagena
Lineage: Eukaryota; Fungi; Ascomycota; Eurotiomycetes; Eurotiales; Aspergillaceae
Product: RanGTP-binding protein
Exons: 4
Coding region: 1-1992 (663 amino acids)
Cellular component (GO): nucleus; cytoplasm
Molecular function (GO): GTPase regulator activity
Source: RefSeq, a predicted model, not a curated record